GCACCUUCCAUAUUCAAGAUGGCUGCCUCCAGGGAAGAAAAGAGACUGUCGAUGUGGCUGUGUUUUUCUGGGUUUUUGGAUUUGUUUGGAGUGAGCAUGAUCAUCCCACUACUGUCCAGACAUGCUAAAGACAUGGGAGCAACACCAACUCUCAUGGGAGCCUUAGCUUCAGUGUACGGUGGAAUUCAACUCUUCUCCAGUCCACUCAUAGGUAGCUGGGGUGAUGUGUGGGGAAAACGACCCAUGUUGUUGCUGUGCCUCCUACUGACAACCAUCAGCUACACCCUGCUGGGGCUGGCACCCACCCUCGCACUGGCCAUACCAGUCAGGAUCCUUGCAGGUAUCUUCAAACACAGCCAGACGUUAUCCAAGGCAUACUUGGCAGACAUCGUCCCCAAAGCGGAACAUUCAGAAGUGUUUGGAAGAUUCAGUGCCUUCUCCAGUAUGGGGUUUAUAGUAGGGCCUGUGGUUGGGGGACAUCUGAUGGUGACAGAGGGAGGAUUUCUGCUGGUCUGUCUGGUGGGUUCGGCUGUGUUCUUCAUCAAUCUGUGUAUUGUGUGGUAUGUUCUUCCGCACGUCAACCCAGAAAAGAAAAAUGACAACCACAGAAAGAAUCCAGCUGCAAGCUUUGACGUUCUAGCUUUCUUCUCUUCCCUGAAGAAAGCCCUGUUCUCUGACAUGUGGGAUCUGUUCCUGGUCAAAUUCCUCCUGACAUUCUCUGUUCUUCUCUAUCGCACCAACUUGGGGCUCGUUCUCGAACAACGCUUCGAUAUCACGCCAAAAGAGGUUGGCUACCUCAUAUCCUACAGCGGGAUUGUCGGCACCGUGAGCGGCUUCGGCGCCGGAAAGGUCGCGGAAUUUUACCGCAAUGACACAACGGUGAUGAUCCAUUUCACCGUUCUGUUGGUGGCGGCCAUCCUGGGGAUGACUUUUACGCCGUACAUCUGGCUCUACAUCGUCUGCCAAACCGCCAUGUCGUUCUGUAACGCUAACCUGAGGGUCGCGUCGACAAACAUCACGAUAGAGCGAGGGCGGAACAAAGAGACGGGGGUGCUGAUGGGACUGAACCAAUCGGUGAUCUCGAUGGGGAGGAUCGGGGCCCCGUUGUUGGGUGGACUAGUCCAGGAGGUACACCUGACAGGAGCAGGGGUGGUGGGGGCAGGGUUCGCUCUGCUGGCUGGUGGGAUCAUGGUGGUUAUUCCACCUGAAGGGUCUGAUAGCCAGACAGUAGGGAAAGAGAAGAAAGAGCUGUAGUUUACAGAAUGGCCAUGGUUUAACUGGAUCACAUUUUUUGUGCAGAAUUCUAUGACUUCUUUGCUUACAGUUAUCAAUACAUGUUGUGUAGGAAGUAUAGAUUUUUUAAUAGCUUUUUUGUGUAACUAUAAUGUUGUUAUCAUAAUGGUACUGUGUUUUUAUGGUAUAAAAAGCAUUUUACUGGUGCUACAUUGCAAUUGACUUGGAAUUUAAGGUUAAAAAUUUGCUUCCGCUGGCUAGAUCCACUAUGUUUCAACAUAGAAGGAAAAUGAUUUUGCAAUGACUGAUGUGUGGCUGUGCAAUAAGAAUACCCAAUCAGAGUUCCAAAAGGCUAAUGACAUAAGGAAAAGGGAAAGAUGAUUGGUCAACAAUUGGUCAGUACAUAUCAGGGGAUUUCCUCAAUUGGGAAUGUUCAGAAUGUAUUUCAGAGAACACUAUAUGCAAAGAAAAAAGUUUUGUAUAUUCUUGCUAAGUAGAAUCACAAAAUGUGGACCAAACUGCAAUUUGCUGCUUUUUUAAGACAUUGUUACAUAG
This is a messenger RNA of Branchiostoma belcheri (Belcher's lancelet), 1788 nucleotides long. Its product is annotated as major facilitator superfamily domain-containing protein 9-like. Gene Ontology annotation, biological process: transmembrane transport. Gene Ontology annotation, molecular function: transmembrane transporter activity. The record is from RefSeq and is a predicted model, not a curated record. NCBI's taxonomy places the organism in Eukaryota, Metazoa, Chordata, Leptocardii, Amphioxiformes, Branchiostomatidae. The transcript has 6 exons. Bases 19 to 1254 code for a protein of 411 amino acids.